This is a messenger RNA of Rotaria socialis, 354 nucleotides long. The record is from the annotation of a GenBank genome assembly. NCBI's taxonomy places the organism in Eukaryota, Metazoa, Rotifera, Eurotatoria, Philodinida, Philodinidae.
AUGCCUACAAUGUUUUAUCUUGUCAUGAUGCUGAUGGCAGUUUACCAUAUGAGUUGGGGACAGUUGAAUAAUGAAAGUCGAUGGCUAGCAGUUCAACCAAAUUCGAGUGACUUUGUUCAUACGCUUCCAUUUCCUAACUCUGUGUGCAAAUAUAAAUUUGGCAGUCGCGAGACAGGUGGUUUGUAUACAUUGUUCGAAGCUGAGUAUUUGACGGAUGGCCCUGGGCGGCAUAUUCACACGCGAGAAGAUGAACUGUUCCAGAUUAUUGAUGGUAAGGUACAAUUCUUUGUCAAUGGAAAACAAUUAUGUGGUUCGACUGGUGAUUAUGUGUUUGUACCGCGCAAUACUCCAUAG